CCGAGCAAUUUACACCCACUACACAGCCCUGAGACUGGAGAGUGAUAGAGCAAGAAUGGCAGCUCACAUGACAGUCCCCAGCGACGCCCAGCUGAUUAAGGCGCAGGCUGACCUGCAGCGCCACAGCCUCACCUACCUCACGUCCAUGGCACUCAGGUGCGCCAUCGAGCUCGGCAUCCCGACGGCCAUCCACCGCCUCGGCGGCACCGCGUCGUUGGCCGACCUGAUGGCCGCGCUGUCCCUUCCGCCACCCAAGGCGCCGUUUCUCAGCCGCGUCCUGCGGCUGCUGGCCAAAUCCGACGCACUGUCGUGCACCGAGGACGGGGUCUACAGCCUCACCCCGCUGUCCUACAUCCUUGUGGACGGCGUGCUCAUCGACGGCGAGGCCAGGCAGAUCGCCUUCCCGCUGGCCGUCACCUCGCGGUACCACAUGGAGUCAGGUUUAGGACUGGCCGACUGGUUCAAGAAUGAUCGUGCACUACCAGUGCCAUCUCCGUUUGAGCAUGUGCACGCGGCGGCGCCCUUCGACGAGAGCAUGACGCUCCUCGAUCCUGAGACCGACAAGCUGUUCUAUGAGGCCUUGGCCGCCCAUGACCAUAUGGGGAUCGGCACGGUUGUACGGGAAUGCCGUGGGCUGUUCAAUGGUCUGGAGUCACUCACCGACUGCUGUGGUGGUGAUGGGACGACCGCAAGGGCCAUCGUCAAGGCCUUCCCGCAUAUCAAGUGCAAUGUGUUGGACCUUCCAAAGGUGAUCGAGAAAGUCCCAAGUGAUGGUGUUGUUAACUAUGUCGCUGGUGACCUCUUCCAUACCGUCCCACCAGCUCAGGCCGUCAUGCUCAAGCUUGUUCUACACUUCUGGAGCGACGAGGAUUGCAUCAAGAUCCUCGCUCAAUGCAAGAAGGCCAUACCUUCCCGAGAAAUGGGAGGAAAAGUGAUCAUCAUAGACAUAGUGCUUGGAUCUUCUCUAGAGACAAUAACUGAAACCGAACUGCUGAUGGACAUGCUGAUGUUCAUAUGUACCAGAGGACGGCAACGGGAUGAAAAGGAGUGGAGCACGAUCUUUACGAAAGCAGGGUUUAGCAACUAUAAGAUUGUCAAGAAACUUGGCCAUCGAGGUGUCAUCGAGGUCUAUCCAUAAGGUUGGUGCAGAUGCCCAUCUGGUGUGUGUUCUAUAUGAAUAGUAGUGUGAAAUAAGAAAUAAAUAAGUACAGUGCCUUACUCGUCAAUGGAAAAUGCAACAAAUUCUUAAGUAGACGAAGUGGUAAGGGGCCGGUCGCUUGAGAACUGUAUGCACGUAACCACUCAUAUGUAUGUAUGUAUGUAUGUAUGUAUGUAUAUGGCAUGUUUGUAUGUUCCAAUAAUUUAAGAUGUUAAGCCUUGUUGUUUUGGUAUGUGUA
Molecule: messenger RNA, 1397 nt
Organism: Aegilops tauschii subsp. strangulata
Lineage: Eukaryota; Viridiplantae; Streptophyta; Magnoliopsida; Poales; Poaceae
Product: flavonoid O-methyltransferase-like protein Os11g0303600
Molecular function (GO): protein dimerization activity; O-methyltransferase activity
Source: RefSeq, a predicted model, not a curated record